CGGCGCGGAGGGGACAUGCGCAGUGAGACGCCCAGAUGGUUAUAUAAAGGCCGCCUCGGGGGGCGAGCAGUAGCAGUUAAGCUGAGAGUAGUCAGUGUUGUUUGGGUGUUGGGUCUGAGUCCUCUCCACAGAAGCGGAGUCUCGGAGCAGAGACUCCAUUUUGGGGAAGGAGGCAACAAAAAGAGAAAAAUAAAUCCCACGCUUGACCCGGUGGGUCAGGAGGGGCUCAUGAUGUCGGAGGGGUCGGGAGACUUGCUGGGGGAGCGCAGUCAGGCGGAGGGCGGGCGGGCGCCUCCGUCUCCGAGCGUCGCCCGGGCGGGUCGGGACGGCAGAGGGCGAGCGCCGCCGAAGCCGAGCGACGCCGCCGCGGCUAAAGAGCCCGCAGCUCCGGGAGGCGGGGUCGGAGGCGGAACGGGAGGAGGCGCUCUCGCCGGAGGCAAGAAGCGGCACCGGCGUCGGCCGUCCAAGAAGAAGCGGCGCUGGAAGCCCUACUUCAAGCUGUCGUGGGAGGAGAAGAAGAAGCUGGACGAGAGGGAGAGCGUGCGGGCGGCCAAGACCCGCGCCGAGAUGUUCGCCAAGGGCUUCACGGUGGCCCCUUACAACACCACCCAGUUCCUGAUGGAGGAGCACAACCAGGAGGAGCCCGACCUGAACCCGGGGGGAGGAGGGGGUGCUGGUGCUGGAGGCCCCCCCCGGCGGGCCGUCAAGUCUGACGAGACCAGCGAGGAGGACGAGCUGCUGCUGCUGGACGAGGAGGAGCAGCAGGACAGCGGCAGCGACGGCAUGGGGGGCGACGGCGGCGGCGAGUUCCUGCAGAGGGACUUCUCCGAGACCUACGAGAAGUACCACGCCGAGAGCCUGCAGAACAUGACCAAGCAGGAGCUGAUCCGCGAGUACCUGGAGCUGGAGAAGUGCCUGUCCCGCCUGGAGGACGAGAACAACCGGCUGAGGGGCCGCCUAGACGGCGGCAAGGCGGCGGUGAUCGCCCGGGCAGGGGAGCUGGAGAACAGCAACAAACUAAAGGAACUGGAGCGGGAGAUGGAGAGGCUGAGGGCAGAAAACCUCCAGCUCCUGAAAGAGAACGAACUGUACAAACAGGAGCAGAAACUGUCUGAAAGUGUUGAUUGAACUAUGAGCUCUGCUUGUAUGUAUAUCUGUGUAUAAAUCUAAAUAUUUUUAGUCUGUACAGAGUCUAGGUUUUUUUUCCUCGGCAUUGUUUUUCCUUUUGAACUUGCGUUGUAAAUUUGAAACAAUCUUAAUUAUUUUGGAUUGGGAUGCACUUUGUUUUUCUCUACAUUUUUAAACCUCUGCCUUCGCAGAGAUGUUAAAGUUGACUUGUGUUUUAUACAAGUGAUUCCCCAACCAUUUUAUCUCUUCUGCAACACUUAUUGAUAAACGUGAAGCAACCAAAACUAUCAGAAGUACAGUAUUCAGUGCAAUGUUUUUAACAUUGUGUUUAUCUGUUUUAAUGGGGGUGCUCUUGCCUUAUUUUAGCUUCAUAUUGAGUUAGCUAUCAGCUAACUAAAACUUUGCCAAAUGAUUGCCUAUGGCACAAAAUCCAUCACUGCCGCCACUCUGGAGAAAACUUUUUUUUCUGAGCCCUCUAACAAUGGGGCUGUUUGUGGUUGUUCUGCAGUUUGCUGCAUUGUAGGCUGUUGAUCCUCUUGCCAGUCAUGUAAAAUUGUGCCCUCAUUCUUGUUUUAAAGCGUUAAUCUAGUUCAUGGUUUGGAAUAGUUUUGGAUUGUUCCACCAUGCCAUUGGUUUGUCAACCCAACUAGUUAGGCAAAACAAAUAGUUGUGUGCAUUUCCCACCAGAUUAGUUUGAAACCGACCUUUGCUUUUAAUGGGAUUUUCUGUACAGUUGCUUCCUGUGUUUCCAUUAUCCCAUAUUCUGCAUCUCGUUCAUUAUACUAAAAUGGUUUGAGAGAAACUGACCAGUAAAUUACAGUAUGUAGUUUUAGUUUAAAAUUCUGUUAAUUAAAAAUGAUGGUAACACUUUUUAAAAGAAACCUGAAAAGUUCCCCAAGAGUAUACUUGGAAGCCAGAAUCAAGAUUGUUGGGGUUAAAUUUGUAAAAUAUACCUUUUCAAUGGAUAUAUAUAUAUAUAUACAAUUUAAAGAAUAAAAAUGAAUGUCUUUAAAGAGAA
Molecule: messenger RNA, 2146 nt
Organism: Hemiscyllium ocellatum (epaulette shark)
Lineage: Eukaryota; Metazoa; Chordata; Chondrichthyes; Orectolobiformes; Hemiscylliidae
Product: protein HEXIM1-like
Exons: 1
Coding region: 16-1128 (370 amino acids)
Biological process (GO): negative regulation of cyclin-dependent protein serine/threonine kinase activity; negative regulation of transcription by RNA polymerase II
Cellular component (GO): nucleoplasm; nucleus; cytoplasm
Molecular function (GO): 7SK snRNA binding; cyclin-dependent protein serine/threonine kinase inhibitor activity
Source: RefSeq, a predicted model, not a curated record